Clunio marinus is the source of this 339-nucleotide messenger RNA. The record is from the annotation of a GenBank genome assembly. NCBI's taxonomy places the organism in Eukaryota, Metazoa, Arthropoda, Insecta, Diptera, Chironomidae.
AUGCAAUCUGAUUUGAAUGAAAAGGAAAUAGCGGAAAAAGAAAAUGAAAAAAAAACAGCAGCUAAAGCUGAAGUCAGUCAGUUGGGAAAAUUUUAUGAAGCAACAAUAUCCAUGUCUGUAGAGAAUUUAAAUGUUUCACUGGAAAUUCAAAAGAAUUUUUCUUAUUCAUCUUUGUCUACUAUCUGGAAUUUAUUAAAGCGGGAUGAAGAAUUAAAGUAUCACAAAAUUUUAAGAAAAUGGAAGAUGAGAAACAGAAAAGGAGAAGGAAACUUAAAAUAUUUCAAAGCUCACAGCAAUAUUUAUGUUAGUACCAUAAAUCAAUCUUCUCAGAAAUGUUAA